AUGAAAGACGACGAAUGCGAAAAGACGAAAGGCAUCGAACAACCAACGGUAGAAGAACACGUGCUGCAGUUCGAAUACCAGUUGGAUGUACAAAACCGAUCGAAGUGGAGUGAGACGAAGGGAGUGGAACUCCUUCUGCUCAACAUUGCCGUCGAUGACAUAAUGACAAGAACAGCUGUGCAGUGGUUCGCUGAUAUCAUUUUGACACCGUCUGCACGUCUUUUGUUGGUUCUCGAGUACGCCGAUGAUGCAGUAGCAUUCGCUUCUCGAAGCUCGAAGUUAUAA
Necator americanus (New World hookworm) is the source of this 285-nucleotide messenger RNA. RefSeq lists its product as uncharacterized. The transcript has 2 exons. Bases 1 to 285 code for a protein of 94 amino acids. The record is from RefSeq and is a predicted model, not a curated record. Lineage: Eukaryota; Metazoa; Nematoda; Chromadorea; Rhabditida; Ancylostomatidae.